Molecule: messenger RNA, 2013 nt
Organism: Lampris incognitus (smalleye Pacific opah)
Lineage: Eukaryota; Metazoa; Chordata; Actinopteri; Lampriformes; Lampridae
Product: disks large homolog 4-like
Exons: 18
Coding region: 1-2013 (670 amino acids)
Biological process (GO): postsynaptic neurotransmitter receptor diffusion trapping; AMPA glutamate receptor clustering; chemical synaptic transmission
Cellular component (GO): postsynaptic density membrane; neuron projection; neuromuscular junction
Molecular function (GO): kinase binding
Source: RefSeq, a predicted model, not a curated record
AUGAAUGGCUCAGAAGGAGAGUUGGAAUAUGAAGAAAUCACUUUGGAGAGGGGAAACUCAGGGCUGGGAUUCAGUAUAGCAGGUGGAACAGACAACCCUCAUAUCGGAGAUGAUCCAUCAAUCUUCAUCACAAAGAUCAUACCUGGAGGAGCAGCAGCACAGGAUGGACGACUCAGGGUGAACGACAGCGUCGUAUUGGUUAAUGAUGUGGAUGUGCGUGAAGUCAGCCACUCCACUGCCGUGGAGGCACUGAAGGAGGCAGGGCCUGUCGUCAGGCUGUACGUCCAGAGGCGACGCCCCCCCGCUGAACGAAUCACUCAGAUCAAACUCGUCAAAGGUCCUAAAGGGCUGGGUUUCAGUAUUGCUGGAGGAGUGGGGAAUCAACAUGUUCCAGGAGACAACAGCAUCUAUGUCACCAAGAUCAUCGAGGGCGGAGCCGCACACAGAGAUGGACGGCUAGAAAUAGGAGACAAAAUACUGGCUGUGAACAGUGUGUGUUUAGAGGAUGUUCUUCAUGAAGAUGCGGUUGCUGCACUGAAGAACACGGCUGAAGUGGUUUACCUCAAAGUGGCGGCGCCCACUUCCCUCUACACCCCUCCCCCUGACAGAUACAGCCCCCCCGACCUGACCUGCUUAAAGUCUCUAUCAUAUGCUACCCAUCUCAAUAACUCCUACAUGGAACCGGACUACCUGUGUGAUUACCCACAAGCACUCCCGCCUCCAUCACCACGACAGUACUCACCGACCCCCCACGCCAUGAUGGGAGAGGAUGACUACUCCAGGGAACCUCGGCGUGUGUGUGUCCACCGCGGGUCCACCGGCCUUGGCUUUAACAUUGUGGGAGGUGAGGAUGGAGAGGGAAUCUUCAUCUCAUUCAUCCUGGCUGGAGGACCUGCAGACCUUAGUGGAGAACUUCACAAAGGAGACCAGAUCCUCAGUGUUAACGGGAUUGAUCUCAGAAAUGCCACACAUGAACAGGCAGCAGCAGCACUGAAGAAUGCGGGAGAGAUGGUUACCAUAGUAGCACAAUACAGACCAGAGGAGUACAGCCGUUUUGAGGCUAAGAUCCAUGACCUGAGAGAACAGAUGAUAAACAGCUCAUCUGGAACCCUGAGAGCCAACAGAACAUUUUACAUCAGAGCCCUGUUUGACUAUGACAAGCAGUGGGACAGCGGUGUCCUAUCACAGGCUCUCGACUUCAGCUUUGGGGAGGUGCUUCAUGUGACAGACAGUUCAGACGACGAAUGGUGGCAGGCCAGGCGACUGAACCAACAGGGCGAGCUGGAAGUGAUAGGAUACAUCCCAUCUAAACACAGGGUGGAGAGGAAGGGCUGGUCAAGGCUGAAAAAUAAAGGUAUAUUUUUUUCUUCUCUGAAAACAUGUGGAGAGGGUUUUGUGCAGAGUUAUGAGAUGGUCACUCAGAUUGAAGUGGACUACGCUCGGCCAAUCAUCAUCUUGGGACCCACCAAAGACAGAGUGAAUGAUGACCUGCUGUCUGAGUUUCCUGAUAAAUUUGGAUCCUGUGUUCCUCAUACAACUCGUCCACAGAGGGAGUACGAGGUGGAUGGGCGGGACUACCACUUUGUGUCAUCACGGGAACAGAUGGAGAGAGACAUCCAAUCACAUCGCUUCAUAGAGGCGGGGCAGUACAAUAACCACCUGUAUGGAACAUCAGUCCAGAGUGUGAGACAAGUGGCACAGCAGGGGAAACACUGUAUUUUGGAUGUUUCGGCGAAUGCUGUAAGGAGGCUACAGGCAGCUCAGCUCCAUCCCAUCGCUAUCUUCAUCCGUCCACGUUCUCUGGAGAACAUCCUGGAUUUGAAUAAGCGUCUCUCUGAGGAACAGGCCAGGAAAGCUCUGGACAGAGCCAUAAAACUGGAGCAGGACUUUAUUGAGUGUUUCACAGCCAUAGUGGAGGGAGACAGCUUUGAGGAGGUGUACCACCACAUCAAGUCUGUCAUCGAGGAGCAGAGUGGUCCUUACAUCUGGGUCCCCACCAGGGAAAGGCUCUGA